AACCUGGCCAGGCCAGGACUGGAGGCUGCUCUUCAAAGAAACCCUUUGAAGCGCAAACAUUUCCUUUCCUGAAAAGAAGGGAAAUUGAAAUGAAAACGUAUUGUUCUGUGCAGACAAUGUUCUCUCGGAUCAAAGAGGGAGUGGGGCUUAUAAAGGGAGAUUCACAAAUGAGGCCUUAACGUGGCCCACGGGGAGGGUGUGACUGCGCUCCUGUCCACGGCCCGGGGUCUGUGAUCCACGGAGCCUGAAGCCUCAUCUCAUCCCUCCUGAGACGUCUGAGCUCCAGUCCAGGACCCAAGGCUCCCCGGGUGCCGGGGUGACCAGUCUUCCCGCCACAGUCCAGGUUCGAGCUGCAGAAUGGGGUGCACAGUGCUGGUCAGCAUCGGGCAGCAGAUGCUGCGGCGGAAGGUGGUGGACUGCAGCCGGGAGGAGAGCCGGCUGUCCCGCUGCUUGAACACUUUCGACCUGGUGGCGCUGGGGGUGGGCAGCACGCUGGGGGCCGGCGUCUACGUCCUGGCGGGAGCCGUGGCCCGGGAGGACGCGGGCCCCGCCAUCGUCAUCUCCUUCCUGAUCGCCGCGCUGGCCUCGGUGCUGGCCGGCCUCUGCUACGGUGAGUUCGGCGCCCGGGUCCCCAAGACGGGCUCAGCCUACCUCUACAGCUACGUCACCGUGGGCGAGCUGUGGGCCUUCGUCACCGGCUGGAACCUCAUCCUCUCCUACAUCAUCGGUACCUCCAGCGUUGCCAGAGCCUGGAGCGCCACGUUUGACGAGCUGAUCGGCAAGCCCAUCGGGGAGUUCUCGCGGACGCACAUGGCCCUGCACGCCCCCGGGGUGCUGGCCGAGAACCCAGAUAUAUUUGCUGUGAUUAUAAUUCUCAUCCUAACAGGGCUUUUAACUCUGGGUGUGAAAGAGUCAGCCAUGGUCAAUAAAAUAUUCACAUGUGUCAACGUUCUGGUCCUGGGCUUCAUCAUGGUGUCGGGGUUUGUGAAAGGAUCCGUUAAAAACUGGCAGCUCACGGAGGAGGAUUUCCAGAACGCGUCCAGUCAUCUCUGCUUGAACAAUGACACGAAGGUGGGGAAUCCAGGUGUCGGUGGAUUCAUGCCCUUCGGGUUCUCUGGUGUCCUGUCAGGGGCGGCCACCUGCUUCUACGCCUUCGUGGGCUUCGACUGCAUCGCGACCACAGGGGAGGAGGUCAAGAACCCCCAGAAGGCCAUCCCUGUGGGCAUCGUGGCGUCCCUGCUCAUCUGCUUCGUCGCCUACUUCGGGGUGUCGGCCGCCCUCACGCUCAUGAUGCCAUACUUCUGUCUGGACAAGGACAGCCCCCUGCCUGAUGCCUUCAAGCACGUGGGAUGGGAGGGCGCCAAGUACGCGGUGGCAGUCGGCUCCCUCUGUGCCCUUUCCACCAGUCUUUUAGGUUCCAUGUUUCCCAUGCCUCGAGUUAUCUAUGCCAUGGCUGAAGAUGGGCUGCUAUUUAAAUUUUUGGCCAGAAUCAACAAUAGAACCAAAACACCAAUAAUCGCCACGUUAACCUCAGGUGCCAUUGCUGCUGUGAUGGCCUUCCUCUUCGACCUGAAGGACCUGGUGGACCUCAUGUCCAUCGGCACCCUCCUGGCUUACUCUCUGGUGGCUGCGUGCGUGUUGGUCUUGCGGUAUCAGCCAGAGCAGCCUAACAUGGUAUACCAGAUGGCCAGAACCACCGAAGAGCUGGACCAGGCCGACCAGAAUGAGCUGGUCAGCACCAGCGACUCCCAGACCGGCUUUUUACCAGAAGCAGAAAAGUUUUCUUGGAAAAGUGUGCUUUCGCCCAAAAAUACAGACCCUUCCAAAUUCUCAGGUCUCAUUGUAAACAUCUCAACCAGCCUCAUAGCGAUUCUGAUCCUCACCUUCUGCAUGGUGGCCGUGCUGGGAAAGGAGGCUCUGACGAAAGGGGAGCUGUGGGCAGUCUUUGCGCUCAUGGGCUCUGCCUUCCUCUGCUCGGUCGUCACGGCCAUCAUCUGGCGGCAGCCCGAGAGCAAGACCAAGCUGUCAUUUAAGGUGCCCUUCUUGCCGGUUCUUCCCGUCCUGAGCAUCUUUGUGAACGUCUAUCUCAUGAUGCAGCUGGACCAGGGCACAUGGGUGCGGUUUGCCGUGUGGAUGCUCAUCGGCUUCUUCAUCUACUUUGGCUACGGGGUCUGGCACAGCGAGGAGGCGUCCCUGGCUGCUGACCAAGCAAGGACUCCUGAUGGUAACUUGGACCAUUGCAAGUGACGCCCAGCCCCGCCCCCGGAGGUGGCAGCAGCCCUGGGGGAUGCCCUCAGAGGCCCCGGAAGCACCUGGCUCCCCUCACCUGCGUUCCAGGACCCACCCACACUCACCAAGCCCCCUGCAGCAGACCGUGCAGCUACUGGGCCUGCAGCUGCAGCCCCCAGUUCGUGCGUCCUGCUCAGGCCGGCCCUCCCAGGCCCCGGUCACCCGGCAGCUCCCUGGCGGGGGCCGCGUGGCUGUGGCUGACCACCAUGUCUCCAAACCCUGCUCUGAACAAAGGGAGCAGCCCCUCUCCUCGCCAGCUUGGCAACCCUGCUGCUGCGGCCUCCGGCACAGUGGAGGUCACCAUCUCUCAUCACCUUAGGAGUCCAGGCCUCCCCUUCCAGGGACUCUUCUGGAAUCGACAAUGUGCAUACUCCAGACUUGUAGUCCCCACCUCCCUGCUCGGCCCCACACAGCCAGCCCUCGUGCAGGAGGAGCACCACGAAUCAGUAUGUCCCCAGCCACGCCACCCCCGGACCAAAGGACAGCGGGUUGGUUUAGUUUACUCGGAAAGGAAAACCUAGACUGUCUGUUUCUCCCGUUCCUGCCCUCUGAGUUGCCUCCAGGGGGGUCGUAGGACGGUGACCGCCCCCUCACCUUCCAGGCAGGGCCUUUGCUCUGUCACCGUGACAGACUGGGCACCCUGCACACUCUGGCGGCAGGGCAGACCACGCAUGGCACAGGCGGUGGCCGGGAAGGGCUGGCUCUGCCUGGCAGGUGUGCGUGGGGACCUCUUUCUGCCACGGUCCCUCCAGGCCCCUGGCCGGUUCUCACUGCUGGCUGGGUCCUAAGCAACUGGAAGUCCACAAGUUUAUGUUGGACCCACCUCAGAUCACGGAGCUUAGAGCCCCACUCUCUCUGGUCUUUGCUCUGCACCAAGUCCUGCCUUUGCUGCGUGUGGGUCAGUUUCUUGGAUCCUGUAAGGUUCUUGAGGUGGCAUCUGCUCUUUCUGAGUGAUAGCCUGGGUCCUCCCAGCUGCUUCUGGCCGCCGACAGCAUCUCUGACCACCUCUUAUGGCCACCUCUUAUCAGAUGGAGUCCUCUUGUUAGUUGCUGUGAAUCACUCCACCAAAUUCAGUUGGUGCUGAGCAUUGACUUGGAAAGAGGCUGAGUAAUUUACCCCUUGUUCUUCAGGGUGUGGGGUCUGCACGAGGCAGUGUGGGCUCAUACUUCUGGGCCUCGUGUGUGUGUCAUCCAGAUGCUGCGGGUUUGUAUACAGGUUGGUAACCUGCCCCGGACCCCCCUGCCUCCAGGUCUCAGCCCGUGGGGCACCGGUGUCCCUGGGCACACGCACUCCCUCCCGCGCCCCCAGGACAUUCCUUGUGGACAGGCUGAGCCUUCCGUCCUGCGAGAGUGUAAUUCAGGGGAUGGAAGGGCCCGUGCUGGCCAGAGGUGAGGGGCAAGCAUUUGGACACCAUGGAAAAUGUAAAUGCUGCUUUGAAGCGUAGAUUUCCCUCUUUCCCCUGCUGGCCUUUGUCCCAAAUCUGGUAGAAAAAAGCCUGAUAAACUGAUGAUACUUGGCUUCUCUCCCUCUGCCCCUGAAGGUUCUUGGAGAAAAAUGCAAAAACGAGUGAAGGGGCUCCACGGUUGGGGCGGCGGGGGUGGGCAGGCCAGGCUGGCCCUCCGUCCCAGACUCUGGCCACCCUGGUCAGUCGUGGAUGCUUCAUUCUUAAUAUCAUUUGUGAAUCUUCCAGAGGGAGGAUUGUUAAGAGCCCAAAGCUCGGACUUCCAAAGAAAGGUAUUUAAAUUUAUAUAGAUUGGUGCUGUACAGUAUUUUGAUAAAUGUUAACUUAUUUUGUUGGGGUUUCGUUGUCUGCUGUCUGCCGGGGGCCUGUUCGCUGUGUGUCUGACUAGCCUGCCGUCUGUCUGCAGAGGCAGAGAGCGUGAGGGAAGGAGGGCGUCCACGACGGGGGACAGGUGCUCUUGUGACUUUCUCUUUCUGGCUGAAACGUCUUUGAACGGCAGCCCCCAGCCGACUCUGUACAGUGGGCAUUGCAGCAACACGUGCCGCUCUGCAGCCGAGAAGGUGUGUCUCAGCAUCUCCAGGGAUGAGCACGUCCCGACAGACGGGUCUCCUCCGUCACCCAGAGCCGCCAGGUGCCCCACAGAAGGGCCCAGGGGGCGUCAGGAGAAGCCCUGCAACCUCCCCGCCAGGCAGGAGCCCCCCUUGGAAGGGGCCCCAGGGCGAUGUGAUCGGUGCAGGGGCCGGUGUUCCACCUGAGAGCG
Vicugna pacos (alpaca) is the source of this 4511-nucleotide messenger RNA. Lineage: Eukaryota; Metazoa; Chordata; Mammalia; Artiodactyla; Camelidae. The record is from RefSeq and is a predicted model, not a curated record.